Messenger RNA from Magnolia sinica, 1520 nucleotides. Its product is annotated as probable glycosyltransferase At5g03795. The coding region runs from base 23 to 1438 and encodes 471 amino acids. Lineage: Eukaryota; Viridiplantae; Streptophyta; Magnoliopsida; Magnoliales; Magnoliaceae. The transcript is spliced from 2 exons. Gene Ontology annotation, molecular function: glycosyltransferase activity. The record is from RefSeq and is a predicted model, not a curated record.
AGAGAGAGAGAGAGAGAGAGCAAUGGCUGCCUCUGUUCCAUCGCCCUCCUCCAAAAGAAGGCCAGCAAAAGCACCUCUUCUUCUUUUGCUGCUGCUGGCAGGAUCUACAGUUUCCUUGCUCGCAUUCUCCCACCCAUGGCUGCUUUCCAACAGCUCCCCACCUCUCUCUUCCAAAAUCCCAGCACUCAACUCCUUCCCAAUCACUCCAGAACUCUCUUUCAACUCAUCCCAACCUUCCUUUUCAUGCAAUGCAUCAUUGCUCAGUUCUUCCUCACAACCCAAGCCUCUGCAAUUGAACUCCACUCCUCAUGCUGCCGCACUGGAAGUAGAAAUGCUGGCAUCGAUGGCACCAAUCAACGAUGGCUAUCCCGGUGACUCCCAGCGGCAAGGGCCUUACCAUAAUUGGAAGCUUUUCAGCAUUGACUUUCAGGAUAUGCUCCAGACUCUGAAGAUUUUCAUCUAUCCAGAUGUCUCCAACAAAUCCGCUCCUUUCUCAAGUAUUUUCCUUCCCCAUUCCACUCCCUUCCAUCCGAAGCUUGGCAAUUACUUCAGCGAGCACAUGUUCAAGAUCAAUCUCCUCCGCAGCUCCUUCAUUACUUCCAAGCCGGAAGAGGCUCAUUUCUUUUUCAUGCCCUUCUCCAUCAAUGCUAUGAGGAACGACCCUCGCUUGCAUUCUGAGUCUUCAAUUUCUGACUUUGUUGCCCUUUAUACGACGAAGAUCAGCCGAAAGUUUGAAUUUUGGAACGCAUCAAGGGGUUCGGAUCACUUCUACGUCUGCUGCCAUUCCAUCGGACGAGAUGCAGCCUCGAAGCAUCGGGAGCUUUUCAACAAUGCCGUUCAGGUAACUUGCUCAUCGAGCUACUUCCAAAGGCUUUAUGUUGCCCAUAAAGACGUUGGGCUCCCACAAGUUUGGCCACGUUCACCGGAGAAAACAUUGAAUCCCCCUGAUGCAAGGAAUAGAUUGGUUUUUUAUGCUGGACGUGCAAAGAAUUCCCUGGUUCGUCAGGAGUUGAUAGCCACGUGGGCAAACGACACCACUAUGGAUAUUUUCUCUAGCAAUCCCCCUUUCCCCUAUGAGGAAGGCUUCAGGAGGAGUAGAUACUGCCUCCAUGUCAAGGGAUAUGAGGUAAACACUGCUAGGAUCUCGGAUGCGCUGCAUUAUGGAUGCAUUCCUGUUAUAGUUUCUAACCACUACGACCUUCCCUUUGCUAAUGUCUUGGAUUGGAGUAAGUUCUCCAUUAUAGUGGGCCAUGGAGACAUUCCUUUACUCAAACAGAUAUUAUUAUCAAUAUCCAGACAGAUGUAUCUGAAUAUGUAUGAAAACCUCUGUAAAGUUCGGAAACACUUUCGAUGGCAUAUGUCUCCGAGAGGCUAUGAUUCCUUUCACAUGACUAUUUACCAGUUAUGGAUGAGAAGGGGCAUGCAGUUUACUUCUUAAUGUUCUAGUUUCUCGGGUAGAUUAUUGCCAGCUUGUGCAUAUUUGACAUAACAACUUCAAAUUCAGGAUUUACACAGUGGUA